AUGGUGGACUACAGCAAAUGGGACAAGCUGGAAGUGGACAGCAGUGAUGAAGAGACGCCAGGUGCAACGUGUGCUCCGCGCAAGCAUGCGCUGCCCGGCAAGAGCAGCAGCAGCAGCAGCAGCAGCAGCAGCAGGGGGAUCGAUUACAGCAAGUGGGACCACAUCGGCGACGACGAGGAGGAGGAAACUCCGGCCCCCCGAGUGAGGCGGCUCACAAAGGAUGAAGCUGUGACAAUUGGCCCUGAGGGUUUGAACAUCCAUCCGAAGAAUGAAGAAGCAGCGCAGCAGCAGCAGCAGCUGCAGCAGUGGAUGGAGGAGGAGCAGCAGCAAGAGAUGGGCGAGAUGGGCAUGUCCUUCGAAGACGCCCACGAGUGGCCUCGGUGCGGCCCCGUGCAGGCUGCAGAGUUGCCCGCAGCAGCAGCAGCAGCAGCGGACGCAGCAGCAGCAGCAGCAGGCCUCCCCGCCGUCGUGUCCACGGGACUCGGAAAGUCCGAAAUGCAAAAACUUGUCCGAAAUGGAGGAGUUAGCGAAAAUAAGUACUUCUGGAGACAAACAGCAAAUGAAGUUGUGUUGUCUUUGGCGCUGCCGCUCGGCGUCCGGGGCCGGGACCUGCGCGUACACCUCACGGAACACACUCUCAAGAUCUGCUGCGCGAGCACCCCCUUGCUGCCUCCCGCCAGCAGCAGCAGCGACGCAAGCAGCAGCCGUAGCAGCAGCAGCAGCAAGGAACACGUGCUGCUGGAGGGAAGCUUCCCCCACCCCGUAGAGCCCGACGAGGACUCGUGGCUGUGGGAGGUGACGGAGAGGCGCAUAAACUGGAAGCACCUUAAGGAAAUAGCGACGCAGCAGCAGCGGUCGAAAGAAAGCAGCAGCAGCAGCAGCAACAACAACAGCAGCAGCAGCAGCAGCAGCAACAGCGAGAGCAUUACAGAGCUGCCACAGGAGACGCUGCCGCCAGCGCUCUUUUUCGUUGAUCUGCAUCUCAGGAAAAAGAAGAUCCUUCCUUCUGCUGAUCUCUGGUGGUCUUGCAUACUAAAGGGAGAAGUUGGCAUCGACGUGUCGCAGUUGGCUGACCGCCGACACAGCGAGAAGACUCAAAGCUUCAAAGAGGCGUGGGAUGCAGCACAUGCAGCUUUUAAGGAGAGGAUCAAGCAGCAAGGCAGCAACCCGGUGACUCUUUUGACUGCUGAUGGAAACGCUGCUGCUGCUACUGCUGCUGCUGGGCAUAAAGACAGCAACAGCACUGACGUGCAAACCCAGAAAUGA
Eimeria tenella is the source of this 1266-nucleotide messenger RNA. Its product is annotated as nuclear movement domain-containing protein, putative. The transcript is spliced from 2 exons. The coding region runs from base 1 to 1266 and encodes 421 amino acids. The record is from RefSeq and is a predicted model, not a curated record. NCBI's taxonomy places the organism in Eukaryota, Apicomplexa, Conoidasida, Eucoccidiorida, Eimeriidae. Gene Ontology annotation, cellular component: cytoplasm. Gene Ontology annotation, biological process: protein folding.